Hansenula anomala is the source of this 366-nucleotide messenger RNA. It is a transcript of the gene PFD1, whose product is annotated as prefolding complex chaperone subunit. Gene Ontology annotation, molecular function: protein folding chaperone. The record is from RefSeq and is a predicted model, not a curated record. The coding region runs from base 1 to 366 and encodes 121 amino acids. Lineage: Eukaryota; Fungi; Ascomycota; Saccharomycetes; Phaffomycetales; Wickerhamomycetaceae. The transcript has 3 exons. Gene Ontology annotation, cellular component: cytoplasm; prefoldin complex. Gene Ontology annotation, biological process: protein folding.
AUGUCAGUCAAUCCAGAAGCUUUGCAAAAACUCCUUAUGGAGAUGGAUCAACAACUACAAAAGAAUAAAGCAGAACUUCAAAUGGUUCAAGUACAAUUAGAUAGAAAAACCGUUGAUUCUAAAGUGGCAGAAGUGACGCUGAAAGAAUUGGAAAAUGGUAGUGGUGGUGAUCAAGUUUGGGAAGGAGUUGGUAAAAUAUUUCUUUCUUCACCAAUAGAUGAUUACAAAAGUCGCUUACAAGAAGAUCAAAAAACACUUGCAGAACAAACAAAGGCCCUCAAGGUUAAAAAGGAUUAUCUUGCAACUUCUUUAGAGAAAACUGUUAGUAGUAUGAAUACAAUCAUAACUGGUAAACGUCCAGAAUAA